Gryllus bimaculatus (two-spotted cricket) is the source of this 246-nucleotide messenger RNA. The record is from the annotation of a GenBank genome assembly. Lineage: Eukaryota; Metazoa; Arthropoda; Insecta; Orthoptera; Gryllidae.
GAGUCUCUUCCAUUGUCCUUCCUUAGAGUGACAGGUGUAUAUGAUGUUCAGUUGCCGAUGCGUGAAAGCGGACGUAAAGAGCAGGAGGUUCCCCAAUUCCGCACUCGUCAGCGCUCCCCGUGGAGAGCAUCGGAAGUAGAGAAGUCUCCGCCGGAGAGCCUCGACACGACCUGCGACCCGGAAUCAGCCCGAACGAGGGCUACGGUUCCAAGAGCUCUUGACCCUGCCUUUACGACGCGGUGGUAG